AUGCCUCGUUAUCGACCAGAAAAAGAUUGCGAUUUUUAUGCAGAACGUUUGGUUGAUUACUUUACAAAUGAAGAAUCUCAUGUUGUAAGAAAAAAUCACCUCGUAAAUCCUGUUCCAUGGUUUCAUGAUCAAGAUAGUGAAGACAACCCUAGCCGAAGCUUCAUUUGUUCAUGGGGAAUUGAAGAUAAUUUUAAGGAAGUAACCGGAUGGGAAUGCAAAAAAUUCAUUAAGUCAAGAUUAAGAGAGAACGCGAGAAUUCCCACUGCUGGUCGUCAAGGACUUUGGAAGAUUACAAAAGCAUGUCCUUGUGGAUUUAACUCGUUGAAAUUCCAUAAAUGGAAGCUUUCUGAUUGGCUUAAAGAAAGCUCGAGUAAAUGUCCAUCCAAAAAAUGA
Messenger RNA from Clunio marinus, 393 nucleotides. The record is from the annotation of a GenBank genome assembly. Lineage: Eukaryota; Metazoa; Arthropoda; Insecta; Diptera; Chironomidae.